Lachancea nothofagi CBS 11611 is the source of this 1410-nucleotide messenger RNA. NCBI's taxonomy places the organism in Eukaryota, Fungi, Ascomycota, Saccharomycetes, Saccharomycetales, Saccharomycetaceae. The record is from the annotation of a GenBank genome assembly.
AUGGGAGCUAUAAUAUCGCUUCCCGUAACAGCAGCGGCUUCCUUCUUUGCGUCCUUCUUUGGUUCGCUCUCAUCCACUGUGUUAGUAUCUUCCUUCAAGUCCCUUAGUGGAGGUUCCAGCUCUUUGGCAACGAGAUUAAAUUAUGCUGCGCUCCUACUAGUGAACUCUCUGGUUUCGUGGUUCUCCUUGUCAUCAAACUACUCAUUCUUAUGGUCUAAUAAGACGUGUACCUCGACGGGUGAAUGUGGCUUCUUCACCGUCCACCGACUCAACUUCUCGCUAGGCAUGCUGCACUUGUUGUUAUCCUCAAUGCUGGUGAAUGUGAAAUCAACAACAGAUCGCAGAGCUUCCUUGCAAAACUCGUGGUGGCUCCUGAAACUGUUGGUAUUUGUUCUUCUAGUCGUGCUUUCCUUUACGAUUCCGAACCGCUUCUUCGUUUUUUUUUCCAAAUGGGUAUCCGUCCCCUCUGGCUCACUGUUCAUCCUUAUAGGGCUGGUGCUGCUAGUAGAUUUUGCUCAUGAAUGGGCCGAAAGGUGUAUACAACACGUUGAAAUGGAGGAUGAGAAUUCCUCCAAGUGGCAAAAGUUCCUGAUUAUUGGCACGAGUUUAAUGUAUAUCGGGGCUCUAGGUAUGACAGUUGCGAUGUAUGUGAUAUUCGCGCGUGAUAACUGCACCAUGAACCAGGUGUCAGUGACCGUUAAUCUACUGCUUAGUAUCAUUACUACAGGGCUUUCGGUACAUCCAAAAGUUCAAGAAUACAACCCAAAGUGCGGUCUUGCUCAAAGCAGUAUGGUUGCCAUCUACGGGACUUACUUAACAAUGAGUGCUUUGGCUUCCGAACCUGAUGACAAACAGUGCAACCCUUUUGUAAGGUCUGACAAGACACGAAAAUUAAGCGUUGUCCUAGGAUCUCUUUUCACCUUCGUUGCAAUUGCAUACACCACUACUAGAGCUGCUGCGAAUUCCGCCUUCAAUUCAAAUGACCAGCAUAUUUUCCUAGAUGGAGACGAUGAUAUUGAAUAUGAGGGAGUUAGUCAAACUAGAAACCAAUUGCGGUCCGAGGCCAUUAGACAGGCUGUUGAUGAGGGUGCAUUACCCGAAAGUGCUCUUCACGAUACAGCCUGGGCUAACAACUCUGCAGGAGAAAGUGGCGACGACGAGCGCAUCGCAACGCGAUACAACUAUUCUCUGUUCCACAUAAUCUUUUUCCUGGCUACACAAUGGAUAGCUAUUCUACUUACUGUUAAUGUGACCAAGGAUGAUGUCGGAGAUUUUAUUCCGGUAGGCAGGACCUAUUUCUACUCUUGGGUCAAAAUAGUUAGCGCCUGGAUUUGCUAUGGUCUUUAUGGUUGGACUUUAGUGGCACCAAUGGUUUUACCGGACAGGUUUGGGUAUGAUGCAUAUGAAUAG